Physcomitrium patens is the source of this 2040-nucleotide messenger RNA. RefSeq names its product putative plant SNARE 13. NCBI's taxonomy places the organism in Eukaryota, Viridiplantae, Streptophyta, Bryopsida, Funariales, Funariaceae. Gene Ontology annotation, molecular function: SNAP receptor activity; SNARE binding. Gene Ontology annotation, biological process: vesicle fusion. Gene Ontology annotation, cellular component: endoplasmic reticulum membrane; ER to Golgi transport vesicle membrane; SNARE complex. The record is from RefSeq and is a predicted model, not a curated record.
UGAUAUGAAAACUAGGCCAUUGAAGAUCGAAGAGGGGCGGCGAUCAGGACUUUCUACGAGGCGCCGAAGUUGAGGGGACUCCCGAUCAAGUCGGCGCAACGUCAAUAUGUGGGGUCCAGCACGAAUUUUCCACCAGGAAUUUCCAACGUCUCAUUUGCCACGUUAGCAUUCCAUUGCUUUGCAGGUGACACAUCCCAGGGUGCGAACAUCCUCAUCUUUGCAAAGUAAUGAAGUAGUUGCGAAGCUUCUAAAAAUAGAUCAUAUCUCCCCUGAGCCCUGUGCAUUUUCUUCUUCUCAACGGAUUUAUUUUCGUGAUGGAGGUAGUCGAAGAUUAGAAGCAAUCCAUUGUGUUCUGUAGCUUCGGAACAAUGCUAUAAGCAUUGCUAGUGCAGAUUUCUACGGAGGAGGGUAAUGGUGCGAAGGCGGGAUUAACAGCACAGGGGCGAACAGUUGGGGUUUGAGGCGAAGCACAAGAAUCGUUGUGGAGAUCUUGGUGGGAAGGCGCUGAAACAUGUGUUGGUUUGAGGCAAAGUGGUAAUGCUGUGGAAGGUUUUUAAGAAAGGGAAGAGUUAGCCGACGCCUGAGGUCUUCAGAGCUAGCUUUAGCUUUGUUGUCAAAGUCUCAGCAGUUGCAUAUGAGAGUGACCGCGAAUGUUUUAACUCGUUUUGCAGAAGGUCAAGGUGCUUUUGCAGUUUUUAGCCGAGUUAGGACUGAGCCUGUCAACUUCGGCACAUCGUGAGUGUAGUGAUCCAUCGCUUUUCGGGUCCUGUCCAUAGCAGAGACGAGUUACAUAAAAUCUUCGCGUGAUGACGCAAUUUAGGAGCUGAUCAGUGUAGCUUGAAGGACGGAUUCCCAACUUGUCCGCCUGGUCUAAGCUUCGGAAGAAACUCUGCUGAGAACAUAGCUAUGGGUCCAGGGCUGCCGCCUCAGCUGGCCAGUAUAGAGAAGGAAGCGAGGGACAUUUUCAAGCUCCUCACGACUGGAUUUCAAAAAUUAGACAUUGUCAAGGAUGUGGAUAAGCAGAACAAGCAGUUGGAGGAUUUAACUGCAAAGAUGCGGGAGGCAAAGCGCCUGAUAAAGGAGUUUGACAAAGAAACGAAGGAGGCGGAAAGCACUAUAAGUUCUGAAUCUGUCAAGACGCUGAAUGAGAAAAAGCAAGCUCUGAUCAAGGAGCUCAACUCAUUUGUUGCACUAAGAAAAACGUACACAAGUUCGAUUGGGAACAGAGAAGAACACCUAGACGGAGGCCUACAUGCAAGAUCUGCUAGAGGGUCUACCCAAAUGGAUUCACAACCGAUGGACGAAGCAACUAAAACUAGAGAGAAGUCUAGUAAGGUUUUGGAACAUAACAUCCAUAUUGGGACUGAGACAGCUACUACUUCGGAAGAUCGAAUAGGGCAAACCGUCGAGGAGCAACCAAGCAAGCCAAAUGAUCAAGUUGGAACCACUCGGUUUUCCAUGAAAGACGCGUCAUUUAAAGAAAUCGUGCGCAAGAUGGCAACGAAUAGGUGCAUAAUGGUCGUUGCACUUAUUAUACUGGUCGCUAUAAUUGUGAUCGUCAUCAUGACGCUUGUCCAUCCCGAGGGUGAAGUAACGCGUUCAACACCCCCACCUCGAAGAAGGCGGCUUCUGAUGACAGCAAUGGACUUCCAAUGUUAAAAUCCUCUGUUAGGCCCACCGACUAAUUGGGAAUACAUCACUUACACUUAAUCUUUUUCUUUUUUUCCAUUGUCCCUUUCUGUUCGUUCACAACGAGAGUCAAUGCUUUUGCCUCUCUGAACGACAGUCUUGUCUAUCACAUUAGGAACGUACUUAGAGCAGAUUUCAGUGGAGCCUUCACAGCGGAAUAUGUGCCAAGUAAACUUUGCACAACAGAAUUACAAGCAACGGCCACUGAAAUAGAGGGCUGUUGACACUAUGUCAAUGUAUCCACUGUUGUUGAAUGACUUACAGGUAACUCGAUUUCCUGAGGAAAUUAUCCUUGCACCUAGUGUUAUUGGAGACUCUCAAAUUAUAGUAAAAGAAUGAAAUUCUAUCUGA